CGAUUUCAAUUGGUCGGCAUGGGCAACUGCCCGCCGACGGCUCGCGGCCGAGACGGUUUAUUUUUUAAUUACCCGUCAUUGAGGCAAUAAUUCGCCAAUUUAAUUUUUUUUCUGCGUUGUUGCUAAAGCGCGUCCGAUUGCGCGUAGUGUCGUGCUUCGGAGGGAGCUCUUCUGCUGAUGGUGUCGGGGAAACUGGAGAUCAUGUUCGGGCGGAGGCGGAGGGGAGGCGGGGAUGCCAGGGGCGGCAAGGACGGCAGGUUCAGGAGAUUGGAGGAGUUGGUGGUGCCCAACGCGAAGCUGAGGUUCUGCCCCGAGCAGCUGCAGAAUUUGAACUAUAUCUUCGGCAAGAGGUUGGAGGGCACCGUGGCUGUGGAGUCAGAAAAGCAAUGGCUUCUGGCAAAGUCGGUGACUGAGAGGCUGGUGCAAAGGUUAAUAUGUGGAGCGGGGAUGUUGGAUUCCAGAUUUGCCUCCAAAUACUUGAUAUGCGACAACAAUCAACAUAGCAGUUUGCAGUCCAUGUCGAACAAAUUGGAAUACAUAGUAAGACUCGACUGCCUAUCAACACCAAACAUCUACGAAGCAGACACCAGACCGAAAUACUCCAUUAUCGAAACCGACUCUGAUUAUCCUGCGGCGUACGCAAGGAUCAGGCUCCACACCUCCUCCUUCAAGGUGUGGGGGGACUACACGAACUCCAGCGGAUACCUACGAAGGGACAAAGUACAAGCGAGACUAGUAGAACUCCUGGCUUUGGCGGCUUCAAAGGAUGUGCCUAAUUCGCCUCUCUACGUCGACGAAUCUGUGCUUUGCGGCAUACCCGGGAAGGUGGUGGACAGCGUCACCUUGCACAACAUCCUCAGAACGCCUCCACAGCAACACGUGUACUAUGGACCAGGAGGUAAUGUCCCAAGAUUCCCUGAUCCAAGAGACUUCAGACUAGCAAUAGUCGACGAACCUGGUGGAAUAAGACUGAGGGUAGAAUUCUUAUCGCCAGCUCUGUCAAAUAUAUCCCUAGACGUUCGAAUCCUAGUAGCCAUAGGAGUCGACGCGUGGCCAUCCUCGACUGACUUUCCAUCGAGGAUAUCCCUAGGUCACUCUGACUGUCUACUGUAUCACCAAGCAUCUUUGACAGGAAUGUACCUAGUUGGCUAUGGGGUCCAGUCUUCCGCGUGGCAGAUUCGAGUCCCAGCAGCAGAGUACGUGCUCCUCAACCACUACGGACCUAACAGUACAGUAAGAACUAUUCUAGACACUCUCAGUAGUGUGCUGCAAGACAUUGACAGGUCCAGGAAUGUAGGCAAACAACAGGUCUCUUACAAAAUCCUGAAUAACUACAUCCUGACGACGGUACUGUUCGAAGAGCUGGAAGAGAAUUCGAAGAGUCCAAUAUCUGACAUGAUCAACUGGUCGCCCAUGUACUUAUCAACGCAUGUGUUGAAACUUCUGGACAAAAUAAUUGCAAGACUCCUGGAAGAAAGACAACCCAACUACUUCUUUAAGAAAUCGAAUCUAUUAGUGAAUCCUGGUCAUUUAUCCGAAGAAGACUUCCGUAUCGAGGCAGGUUACAUCAAAGGGGCCAUGCUGAGGUGUUUCGAUGAGUCUCUAAUGUCGACCAAAGGGAACGAAGAUUUCAACAAAUCUAUUAUGGCUCAUGAAAGUGAGCUGGCGCUUUUGUACAAAUGGAAGGAUGUAGUGGAUGGACUGUUGCCUCCGCCAGGUACUAGAGGUAGAAGGUUUUGCUUCGCUGGAUCGAAAAAUAGACUGGAAAUAGCCCACACGCAGUACACUCUGAGACAACUGGAAUAUAUUGGUUUGUUACUGCAAAAGAUGCUUAUCGUGAAACAGCAUGUCGUACAGGUAGAUUAUACUCUGAUGGAAGACGAAACCAACUACGUUCAGGGUGAACAAGAACACCCGCUAGAAGACGUGAUAUUCAUCCUAGUAACUAUUAUGGACCAAGCCAGAGACCAAUACUUAUCCACACAGACCCACCCAAACAUAGUAAAGAAUAAACUGAAGAUAAAAAGCAACUACAACACCUGCACUUCCAAACUGGUAGACAUAAUGCGGAAGGAUCCUGAGUUACAAAAUUUAAACUUCGAAGACGACUUAGUCCUGGUCAAGAUCAUACUGAAAUGGCUGUACAGGGCUAUGGACCAAAACAAGAGGUACCUAGCUCCCAUACUGAGGCCCUAUCUCAACAACAUCUUCGCCACCUCCCACGCCAUAUCUUGGCACAUCGACUCUAUCAAAAGGCGGGCAAGCAAAGAGGAAUUAACAGCCUUGGGUAAAUUUGCCGAGCAAGUAAACUCUGGAAAGACCACCCCGGCGCAGGGUCUUACCGACUGCGUAGAUAAAAAUUCGAAUUGGGCUAAGGUUAUGCUGAAGAUGGUCGAGGACAAGACGUUGAGAGUGGUAUUUUUGCCCGGCAGGGGACAGGUUUUCAGGCAUAUCUUGUCGCUGCCUUCAAACCAAAAGAAGGAAGUGGAGAGUGGGAGUAAAACUUUGGGGGGCCCUGUCGAAAAGCAGGAAGCUCGAAAGGAAUUGACUUUGCCCAGCAGGAGUUAUUUUAGCACCAUUUUGAGAGAAAGGACUGUCCACAAUGAGGACGAUAUAACUCCACCACACGAUCGACUGAAGAGAUCCAGCCCUCUUACUUUAAUUUUCAGCAGUAGACACCGAAGAGGAGAACACAGAGGAGAGGGGGACAUAUUAGAAGCCUUAAAAUCAAUGCAAAGACUAAAUGUGUUUCAAGAAGUAGCCACCAACCUACCUCAAGAAGACCGUAAGGAACUUUGCGACAUGAUCCGUAACAUCCAGACGGCUAAAUCCAGGAAAGCCCACGCCAAGAAGUGGUCCAGCACCCUUCCUCAACCAAAUCUGAGAGCUCAGGCUGGUUUUAGUUCGAAGAACGAGACGGUGCAGAGGUACACGCCCAAAGAAGAGAGCGCCGGUAUCAGGGUGAGGGAUCACAAGUUGGAGAAGUUAAAAAUCAAGAAUCGCAGCACAAGUAGCUUGUUAGGCACCUGUAGAGCUGCUAGGAUAAGAGAAGACAGCAGUAUUUUCCUCUUGCAUGAUAGUUUUAAGAUAAAAUCGCUGCUACAUAAGAGUGAGUCGCUUAAGUAUUAA
Messenger RNA from Anoplophora glabripennis (Asian longhorned beetle), 3129 nucleotides. RefSeq lists its product as uncharacterized. The transcript has 11 exons. The coding region runs from base 178 to 3129 and encodes 983 amino acids. NCBI's taxonomy places the organism in Eukaryota, Metazoa, Arthropoda, Insecta, Coleoptera, Cerambycidae. The record is from RefSeq and is a predicted model, not a curated record.